AGCGGCGUGCCGGGUAACGCGUCCCCGCCGCGAAUGGCGAGGCGCUUCGGGCCCUCCGCUCCCCGCGCCGGCCGGGUGGUUCCGGUGUGCGCCCCCCGGCCUGAAAGGGCUGCUCCGGCCUUUCCCCGCUCCGCGUCCCUUGGCGCCGGGCGGGCCGAAGCGGCCGCGGGCCCGUGACGUCGGUGGCGUCACCAGGCGAGCGGCAAGGCCUGCGCUGCCCGAACGCCGAGGAUGCGCCCCGCCGUCGCAGGGAGGGCCGCGCCGCGGGCGCCCAACGUGUGCCGCCUGCUCGGCCGCAGGGCCCGCGGGUUUUACGCCCGAGACGCCGGCGUGGCUCUCCGGAAGAACAUGGGGCUCCUGAGAACCAUCCUCUGCCAGGAAAGCACUAAAUUCAAGAACGUUUGGACAACUCAUUCUGCAUCUCCUAUUGCUUAUGAAAGAGGAAGAAUUUACUUAGACAACUACAGAUGCUGUAUCAGCAGCAUUGCACAAGAGCCAAGAAUACUUUAUCAAAAGCCAAAGUGUUCUGAGUCAGAAAAAAUAGAAGAUGCUUUAUUAUUGGAAUGCCCACUGGGGGAAAUGCUACCAAAUCCAUCAGACUAUAAACCUUCCCUUAUAGUCUUAACAGCGCAGAACUGGCUUCUACGUCUCUCUGCUGACUGUGGGGAAAUACUUGAAAAAGUAUACCUUGCGGGUUCCUGCUGCAAAUUCAGGUACCUAAGUUGGGAUACUCCUCAAGAAGUAAUGGUUGUGAAGUCAGCUCAGAAUAAACUCCCUGCAGAAGCACGGCAGGCAGGUAUCCAACAGUCUGUAUUGUUCCAUCUUGCUGUGUUCCAAGUUUUGCCUCUGUCAUUUAUUGGAAUGCUAGAAAUAAACAAAAAGAUAUUUGGCAACAGUGUGACAGAUGUUGCUAUUUCUAAUGGAAUCCUGAUUGUAAUGUAUAGCAUGGGUUUGGUCAGGCUCUAUAACUUCCAGGCCAUCUCUGAACAGUUCAUGGAGCGGCCAUUUGACUUGGGAAGUGAAUUCAAUUGGAAUGGUGAAGUGGGAGUUGUGGGAAAGUAUCCAUUUGGUCUUCCAUGUAACAUUAAAAUAACAGAUACCCCACCUUUGCUAUUUGAAGCAUCUUCUCUGGAGAAUGCAUUUCAAAUUGGAGGCUUUCCUUGGCAUUAUAUCAUCACACCUAACAAGAAAAAACAUAGAGGAGUCUUCUAUAUUUGUUCUCUCAAAGACAAUGCUUUGGCAAAAAAUGGCAUACAAGAUAUGAAAUGCUGUUCGCUGGAACCUGAUUGGAUAUAUUUCCAUCCAGAUAUGUCGGGCAGAAUAAUCCACGUGGGACCAAAUUUGAUAAAAGUCUUGAAACUUAAAGAAGUUGAAAAUAAUACAGACCAAAUAGAAAUUGCAGAAGACUUUAUAAUCACGGCUAACAGAGAAAACUGUGUGAACAACUCUGUUACUGUAACAUCUUCUGGUCGAGUGGUGAAAAAGCGUAUUAACUUGCUGGAUGAUGAUCCAGAACAAGAGGUAACUGAUGUAACAUUCAAAAUUGUAGACUAUGAAGAUGAACUGGAUUUGUUAUCCACUGUGGCAGUUACUGAAAUAGGAGCUGAUGGAAGAGCUCACCUUGAUUUACGCUGUAAUGAACAUGGGAUUCUACUUAAGAGUAUUCCAUUACGGGAAUCCUGGGAUGUGACUUACAGUCAUGAAGUUUACUUUGACAGAGAUAUUGUAUUACACAUAGAACAGAAGCCUAACAGGAAGUUCAGUUGUUAUGUUUACCAAAUGGUCUGCGAUACUGCAAAAGAAGAUGAAUGUUCAAGGCGUGAAAGAACAGAAAGAGUGUCUUGUAAAAAAGGAGGGAGAAUUUUUGAAUAUACUUAAGACAUAACAACUACAGAGACUUCAAUUUUGAUGUUAUUUAAGGACUUCAUAUGUAUUAAUUAGUCAACUACUGUUUUCCAGCCAGUGUUUAACGUAUUGUACCAUUAUACAAGGUUUUAUCUUUUAUUUUUUCCUCUCUCUCUAAUUCUGUACUCUUGUCUGUAGACCAUAAUGGUUUUUCAUGUAUUCACCAGUUCAUUAAUGCUGGAUAUAGCAUUUUUUUGUUCUUUUCAGCAACUGCAUUGAAAUACUGAACAUCAAGAAGACAGAUUUAGGCUUUCUGAUCAUCUACCAUCUGCUGCAUUCUAUCUUAUGUAGUUUUACCUAUGCAAGUUUAAUACACGCUGUUAAUUAAACAAAAUGUGAAAAGCUGUAUAGAAAAACAUGUCUGUAUAGGACAAAAACGGCAGUUAUCGUUACACAAAACCAACAAGAGGAUUUUUUUCUGAUACACGAAACCAUUUGGGUUUUCUAGUUGUGUUUGUUUUGGUUUGAAGAAAAGUAUUAAUAAAUUAUGUAUAUUUACUGCC
This is a messenger RNA of Gallus gallus (chicken), 2408 nucleotides long. It is a transcript of the gene DCAF17, whose product is annotated as DDB1 and CUL4 associated factor 17. Gene Ontology annotation, cellular component: Cul4-RING E3 ubiquitin ligase complex. The record is from RefSeq and is a predicted model, not a curated record. Lineage: Eukaryota; Metazoa; Chordata; Aves; Galliformes; Phasianidae. The transcript is spliced from 14 exons. Gene Ontology annotation, biological process: protein ubiquitination. The coding region runs from base 232 to 1878 and encodes 548 amino acids.